AUGUCUAAAACGUCAGGGUUAUCAUCAUCAAAGAAGAAAAUAACAGUUGCAUUGUCACCAAAAUUAUUUGCAUUUGGUGGUGGAACAAAACCUGUUUCACAAUUGUUAUUUAAUAAAUAUGAUACAGAUAAAAAUGGUUAUAUUUCUCUGGAAGAACUUCGUUAUCUUUGUUAUGAUAUGGGAUAUUUUUUAUCUGAUGUUCAACUUAAUUGGGCACGUACAUUUAUUGAUAAUGAUGGAAAUGGUGAAAUAAGUUAUAAAGAAUUUUCAUCAUGGUGGCAAAAUUCUUUACGUUUUGAUCAUCUUUUAUUAUCUGAUGAACAAUUAAAUAAAUUAUGUCAAAUAACUGAUUUAUUUCGUUUAUAUGAUAAAAAAAAUCAAGGUAAAAUAGAUAAAAAACAAUUUAAAGAACUUUUUCAAGAAUUAAUUAAACGAAAUAUAAUGGAAAUAAAUCAAGCAAAUCAAUUUGAUGAAAUUGAUAGAAGUCAAGAUGGAUAUAUUAAUUUUAAUGAAUUAAUUGCUUGGUUUUAUGAUCAAGGAAUUUUACAAAAAAUGGGAAUUUUACCUGUCAAAAAAGAUUAA
This is a messenger RNA of Rotaria sp. Silwood1, 582 nucleotides long. The record is from the annotation of a GenBank genome assembly. Lineage: Eukaryota; Metazoa; Rotifera; Eurotatoria; Philodinida; Philodinidae.